This is a messenger RNA of Trichomonas vaginalis G3, 552 nucleotides long. RefSeq lists its product as uncharacterized. The transcript has a single exon. Lineage: Eukaryota; Parabasalia; Trichomonadida; Trichomonadidae. The record is from RefSeq and is a predicted model, not a curated record. Bases 1 to 552 code for a protein of 183 amino acids.
AUGAAUACAUCUUAUCACAAAAUUACUUCUUAUGCUGGAUAUUUAAUUUCUUCACCAACAGGAACAGGAAUUAUGAAUUUCACAACAGCUUCGAAUUCGUCAUCUACAAAAUAUGCUGUAAUUUCCAAUACAGGUAAUUUUAAAAUUACAAAAUGCAAUUAUUUAAACAAUGAAUUUAGAGCAAGUAAUUGGGCAAUAAUUUUUUGUUCUACUUCAAUUAGAUAUUCAAAUUGUUCAUUCAUAGGAAACAAAGGAAACUAUUUAUUUUAUGAAAAACCAAUUAUUGAUAAUUGUUACUUUGAUGAAAACAAUUUCACUCAAACUGUAAAUGAUGAUCCAGUUACUUUUGAAUCAAUUCAACCAUUUGAUUUCCAUAUAUCUCAUUAUUCAACAUAUUUUUGUUCUGCUAAAAAAUUAGAAUUAAAUAAAAGUAAAUCAUAUAAAAAAUAUGAAGAAGAUGAAUUAGAUCUUGAAGAUAUCAAAUGUAUUAUUAAUAAUGUUUAUAAAACUUCAUUUGUUGAAGCAGUAAAUUUAUCUUCAUCAACAGAAUAA